Kwoniella botswanensis is the source of this 489-nucleotide messenger RNA. RefSeq lists its product as uncharacterized. Bases 1 to 489 code for a protein of 162 amino acids. NCBI's taxonomy places the organism in Eukaryota, Fungi, Basidiomycota, Tremellomycetes, Tremellales, Cryptococcaceae. The transcript has 2 exons. The record is from RefSeq and is a predicted model, not a curated record.
AUGGAGACUUCUUGGACAGAGGGUGAAUCCAUCUACGAGCGGACCACGCUCUCUUUCCAAUUAUCCGAUAUCUCAACUGCUGAUUACGGAGGAAUCACAUUUAAUGUCGAUUCUGCUCAUCCGGCUGUCGCUAAUUCUACAGAAGUCUCUGAGAACCUUUCAAGAUACUUGACUGGAUGUAGGUUAAGAGGAGUCAAGACUUAUCGCCUUACAAGUUACUAUUGUGUCAUGCAUGGACAUUUCAAAAAGAUUGAGAACAAUGAUGAAUCUGAAGAGACUCAAACCGUAUAUGGAUUCAACUCCAUUACAAUGUACCCUGAUUUGCUGGAUCACCUCGAGUCCCACAAGGAAGAAUCAGGUCAAAACACUUUCAUUGGGACAGUCACAGGGGUGAGAGCUAAGCCUUCACCCCUGGAGGAUUCCAUUUUAACACCAGAAAGAUCGAAACAGGAGAAUAUCCUUGUUAUAGACUUUGCGAUGGCCAAAUAG